CUGUCGACCUAUUAGCUAGUGUACGCUUAUGGUAGUGAGAGAAUCCCCUCACCCGUGUUUGUUGUCUUUGGAGCGAAAGUGACCUUCCAGUUGUGAGGUGAAGUCAGAAGUGGUUUUACCUGUGCGGCGGCGUCCACACAUUCUCCAGUGUUGUGUGAACAAAACUAUGUAUAGACCAUGCCCAGGAAACUGUUAAAAUUCUUAAUACUGUUUGAUAACACAUCGCUGUUGUAUUUUCCUGGACAAUUUCUGUCUGGCCGCGUUCUCAUCGAACUACAAGAAGACACACCUGCACUUGGGUUGCAUUUCCAUGUGGUCGGAGAAGGGGUCGUCCGUGUUCGCACCCCUCGACAAGAGAGGGUGUACGACAGGGAGAACUACAUAGAUUUUCGAAUGAGGCUUCUUGGAGAACCUGGUCAAGGAGCUUCAUUACUGUCACCGGGAAUCCACAGUUUUCCAUUCAAACUGGGACUACCACUGGGUCUGCCCUCAACGUUCUUGGGAAAACAUGGCUGGGUUCAGUACUUCUGCAAGACGGCGCUGCGAGAGCCCAACGGACUGACGCACAAAAACCAACAAGUAUUCAUUGUAAUGAACCCCAUUGACUUGAAUCUUGAACCGUCGAUUUUGGGAAACAUUUCGGGACAGGAAACAUUUAGGUGUGAAGUAGAACACAAGUUUGGAGUUAGCUGUGUUGGAUCUGGAGCUGUCGUUUGUAAGGUGACUUUAGAUCGAGGUGGUUAUGUUCCAGGAGAAAGUAUAGGCGUAUCAGCAAGUGUGUACAACAGAAGUAGAGUCACUAUAAAAAGUACAAAGGCAGCUUUAACUGAAAGCAUCACGUACAUGGCAAGAGGCAAAGUAGUACAGUCAGAAAAAAGAGAAUUGGCGUGUCUGACAAGGGGGAAAAUUCGACCUGGAGAGAAAGACGAAUGGGUCAACGAACAACUCUACAUACCACCGUUACCUCCAACGAAUCUUCGGGGAUGCCAUUUGAUUAAAAUCAACUAUGACGUUUAUUUUAUAAUUGAGCCUAAGAGCCUUCAGAAGGAAGUUAAACUGCAGUUACCAAUAAUGAUGGCUACAUAUCCUCUUAGGUCGGAGAGUGAUGAGACAGCAUAUAAAUCUGGAACUCACUAUCCUUCAACCCUGCCAAUAUUCCGGCCGUGGCUUGAAGAAAAACCGAUUCUAGAAUAGAUUAAUUUUUUGUUGUAACUAUAUUGUAUGUGCCAAUAUACUUUGAAAGAUUGUAACGUAUAUAUGUUUAACUUAAGUAAUAAUAUAACGUGCUAUCAUGUUUUAUUUUCAUUAUUAAAAUGUGAUAAUUUUUAUUUUAUAAUGCAUUAUUUUCAUUUGAUUAAAUAAUUAUAUUUACUCUGUGAUAUAAAUCCUCUUUAUAUUAUACUUUAUCCGUUCAUGUAACAUGAUUCAUUAAAGAUAAUUGAUACUUA
Molecule: messenger RNA, 1448 nt
Organism: Aethina tumida (small hive beetle)
Lineage: Eukaryota; Metazoa; Arthropoda; Insecta; Coleoptera; Nitidulidae
Gene: Vdup1
Product: arrestin domain-containing protein 17
Exons: 6
Coding region: 178-1194 (338 amino acids)
Biological process (GO): protein transport
Cellular component (GO): cytoplasm
Source: RefSeq, a predicted model, not a curated record